Messenger RNA from Atta colombica, 945 nucleotides. RefSeq lists its product as uncharacterized. The transcript has 6 exons. Bases 1 to 945 code for a protein of 314 amino acids. Lineage: Eukaryota; Metazoa; Arthropoda; Insecta; Hymenoptera; Formicidae. The record is from RefSeq and is a predicted model, not a curated record.
AUGGUCGCGACUUUACAGCUUGCGAUUUGGGACUGCUACGCUGUGAAUGGAAUAAUCUGGCAUAAACAACAACAAGAAUUUGUGCAAUUGUUUAGCAUUCCACAAUUUGCCGCUCUUCAAAAGGAAAAUUUAGCCAAACGUCAAACAGUUAUAGAGAAGUUGGACAUGAGCGGAGAAGUGGUGAAAGCUGUGUAUUACGAGGAAAUGAAUAUGGUAAUGUUUAAGGACAAUGAUACAAAAAUUGAUGGUAUUUUUGGCCAACUGUGGUACCUUCUUGAGGAUUAUCUCAAUUUUACAUUUAUCCCAAUAAAAUCAAUCGAUCGAAAUUUUGGUGAGUUGCUGGAAAAUGGUAAUCAUAGUGGUUUGCUUGGCAUGCUCGAGCGAAAUGAAGCGCAAGUAAUCAUGAGAAGUACAUUCUAUUUCUCUCGCAUGAACGCAGUGGAUUAUAUAACGCCUGCUUGGAAAAGCACAUACUACAUUUAUGUUCAUCCGAAAUGGCUAUACGAUAAUACAUGGGUAUUUACGCUAUUUUCAUGGCAAACGUGGUUAUAUAUAAUAUUUUUGUUCAUCAUUUUAAGUUGCGUUGGUUAUUUUCUGCAAAAAGUAUCGAUGAGCAAAUCUAAACACAAAAGAAAAGACUCCUUUACGUAUAGAAACUUGGUUGGCGAAAAUCCAUCUGCGCGUAUGAAUUUUAUAGAUAUUGCAGAAGACAUAAUUACCAAAUUCAGAGAAGUUGGACUGCUUGAUGAUCUUAAAAAUACUUGGUUUAAUGCCAAACUGGAAGAAAUAGACCAAGAAAUAUUCAACCCGAUUGAUUUUCAUCAAGUCUAUUUCAUUUUUUUAAUGUUAUAUUACGGGAUUCUAAUAUCAUUUGUGAUACUCAUUUUGGAAAAUAUAACAUACUAUUACAAAAUAAAGAAUAUACGACAAUUUAGAUGCAGAUAA